CAAGCCGCAUGACACACCGAAUGUCGUCUAUGCUAGAAUUGUAGUCAUAUGAUUCUCAUCUGAUAGCCUCGUUUGGGCGUCGAAGUGCUCUGAAAACACAAAAUCCAGCCAGAAAACCCCUCAAAAUGCCUGUGUGCGGACCGAAACUCUCCCUCUGCGGACUGAUCCUCAGCGUUUGGGGCAUCAUCCAACUGUCACUAAUGGGCAUCUUCUACUACAUUCACUCCGUGGCAUUGGCUGAGGAUCUGCCUGGACUGGAGGAAGGUUUUGCAACCUCUGAAGAGUUUUAUGCUCAUGUAAACAGGGGAUACAAUCAGAAUGCCUACAACUGCUGGAUUGCAGCAUGCUUGUACUUGGUGACAUUGGUGGUGUCUGGUCAUCAGUUCUGGGCCAACAGCAGGUCUUCUCUGAGUGUUUAAAGUGUCAGACUCAAUUGUACUCCAUGUCUGUAUUAAAUUGCAACAAAUUGUUCCAUUCCAUCAAUAAUCACAAACUGUUUGAGUGUAGAUAUGUUAAUUUUAGUGUUUCAAGGCAGUUCUGAGUAAUCUUGUAGAUGGAAGGUGACUUAUUGUGCAUUUUGGGAGAUUUUAUUUGCCUGUUAAGGAGUUUUAUGAAAUUUUGUUUCAAAACUAUCCUUGUGUUGUAAAUAAAUAUGUAAUAAUUGAAUAAAUUACUAGUUCAUCGUCCAGAA
Dalotia coriaria is the source of this 691-nucleotide messenger RNA. RefSeq names its product Ribonuclease kappa (gene RNASEK). Lineage: Eukaryota; Metazoa; Arthropoda; Insecta; Coleoptera; Staphylinidae. Gene Ontology annotation, molecular function: RNA endonuclease activity. Gene Ontology annotation, biological process: nucleic acid metabolic process. The transcript is spliced from 3 exons. The record is from RefSeq and is a predicted model, not a curated record. The coding region runs from base 126 to 419 and encodes 97 amino acids.